AGAUAGAGAGGAGAGGAGAGAGAAGGUGUCCUACUCCCCCUGACCUACCCCCAGCCUCCCAACGUCACAGUCUGAGAAAGACAAAACAAGCUACCAGUCAGCUGGGCUCCUCACUCCGCACGCUCAUCCAUACACUCUCAAACCCACUCACUCACUCACGCCCACAAACCCAGACAUAUACAGUCAGCACACACUCGCCUCGGCUCUCAGAUCUCAUCCACCCGUCGGUGUGUGUGAAUGAGUCCCUGUGCAACACGCUGAGAAUCACUCCCUCACACACUACGUCCGUCACUGGCUCCUUGGCUCUGACCGGAGAGGAGGAUUCUCCUGUAUGGCCUGUGACUCUCUGCUCUAACUGAAGACUACCACACAACACAGAGCAGAGAGACAGGGAAGAGGAGAGGGAGAGAAACGCUACCCCCUGAGAAAACAAAAAACAGCCUGACGGUGCAGCAGCAGCAGCAGCAGUAGAAGAAGCCUUUGUCUUGUCCAGCUUGGUCCACAUGAUCCCCCCAGUAGAAAGAAGAGAACAGAAGAGAGGAGAGGAGCAGCUCUGAGCACUGACACAUUGACCUACUCUAGCAGGAAGAGAACAACGUUUGCUGUUUGCUGUGUUUCCCUGUGUGGAUUCAGAUUCAGUACUUGGACAGCUCCGGAGCGCUCCGCUCUCCAACACAUUCCUGUAGUAGAGUAUAGUAUAUGUGAAGUCUCCCUCGUCGAGACCCCAUUCCCAGGGGCAGCCCUGGACCCCCAGCCCCAGCCACCCUUGGCUCGCUCCCUGGCUCCCUGCACCCCUCUCCCCCUGGGGACAGCAGACAGCAUGGCCAGCCUGGAGCACCAGUGGGAGAAGCAGCUCUUUGAGAAGUUCUGGAAGGGGACGUUUAAGGCUGUGGCCACACCGAGACCAGGGAGCAUCAUCGUGGCUAGCAUCACCGCACGGAGGAGGGUAAUCAGCACUGAGACAACAACCUGCCAGCCACUCAAGGCUGAUGAGGGGAAUGCCGAGGCAGCAGACAUCAAGUUGGACACAACCACAGACAGAAAUGGAUGCAUUAGAGACAUGGGAAGACGCAAACAUGGCAGCUAUCAUCGGACGCGGAGUGUGUUGUUUGAUGACGAUCUUUCCCCUCGGCCCCACACUUCCAAGGGGAAGAAGAAGAGGAGGAAAUCGGAGCGAAAGAGGAAGAGGGAAAGGUCUCCGUACUACAGUCUGUCUCCGGUGCGGAAGAAGAAAAAGAAGAAGAAGAAGAAGAGCUCUAAGAAAAGCAAACGCCACAGAGACACCUCUAAAAAGACAAAGCACAGCUCUUCUAGUUUGAAACAUAAGAGGAAGGAUGAUCGAAAGCACAAAAAAAGCUCACGGAGGCACAUGCACCGGAGGCGACGCUACCGGAGGUCGGAGUCUGAGAGUUCCACCUGGUGCUCCUCCAGCACCGAGAGCAGACGUCAUCUGCACAAAUCAGUGGAUCACCCUGCAUUGGGAGGCCUAGCAGCCCUGAUGGAAGACCCUGGUACAUCACUGGACCACGGAGGGUUUGAGUGGGAGCCGGCUGCCAAGUCAGUGUGUAAAACAACUCCAAUCUUUCGCUCCGUCCUUUCUACCAGCACCGUCUUGCAGUCAAAACCUGGCGGUGAGGUUUUAAACACAACAGUGAUUCUCCGUCACACUUUGACCAAUCAGAGCAAAGGACCACAGGAUUACGAUUCCGGGAACGACACGUCUUCCCCACCAUCGACCAAAACCGGCAUUUCACAGUCAAACGUCAUCGGCAACAAAAAGGUCCUACGCCUUGCGCCGGCUUCACCGGAGAAACUGAAGUUCAGGGACGGAGACAACGCGUCCGACUCUGGGAACUCUGUGACCAGCUAUGCUUCCCUGUGUAAACCUCUGCAUGUGGAAGGUGGUUUGUCUACUGCUACUUUCAACGGGAACGACAAGAGUGAGCCGGUGAAGACUUCAGGAUGUGGGGCCAAGGUGGGGAGACCUCAGAAGACUGCCUCCAUCUCUCCAUUGAGGACGGUGGCCUCUUCACGUAAGAGGACUAAAGCCAACUCCUCCAGCAGCAGCAGCAGAAGCAGGAGUAGAUCCUCUGGGAGCUGCAGACACUCUGGACGCUACUCUCGAAGCCGAUCACUGUCAUCUGCCAGGUCAUACUCCCGUUCACCGAGCUACUCAGCUGGUUUGAGAAGGAAAGGAAGUGUAGGCAUUGGUAGGUCCAGAGGAAGAUACUCCAGGAACAGCGAAGACAGGGUUCGAGAGAGGAAGAGGGACCCCAGCUCCUGUGAGAAGGAUGUGAAACACGGCAGUCGGAAGCAUAGCGGGAAGAGGCAAAAACCCAGGUCCUACUCUCCCAUGAGAAAAAGGAGGAGAGAUUCACCCAGUCACCUGGAAGCCAGGAGGAUAACCAGUGCCAGGAAGAGACCCAUCCCCUACUUUCGUCCCAGUCCUUCAUCCAGCAGUCGCUCUACCAGCGUAUCCUCUUGGAGCAGCCUCUUCACAAGGAGCCGCAGCCCCAGCCCCAGUCCUGGCCUCUGCCGAUCCAGAAGUAGGAGUUACUCCUCCUACAGGAGCUACAGCCGCAGCUCGUCUUGGAACUCCAUCUUUGGGAGUCGGAGCCGGAGUCGGAGCUAUGACUCGUUGGUUGGUUACAGCAAGAACAAGAACCGGCGCUGAAUUAUAAAACACAAUGAAGAAGAGGAGACUGACUUAGCAACAGACUGAGUUAGCAACAGACUGAGGAGGAGACUGCACUAUGAUUCCACAAGUCAACAGGAGAACAGCAAAACUAUGGGGACAUGUUUUCAUCUCUUUGCAUCAUUUCAUGUUAGAUCUCUGAGCCAGAACCUUCAAGCAAUUGUUUUACGAUACACUGAAUUCCUUGGCAGAUGAAUUACCAUUUGAAUUGUAGCAGUGCUAUUCACAUUGCCCAGACAGAAACAACUGGAAAUAGAUUGAUUGAAUUGAAUUGAUUGAUUGAAUUUUGUCUUUGGUUCAUUUUUGUCCAUCCCCAGUGUAUUUGCAAUGUCCAGAGACAGUUUUUUCUUGUGACACUCUUCCUCUGACGUCCAUGAGUGAAAUGAAGGAUGAAGGAGCACCAUUCAUUUUUACCCUCUGAUAAACUCUUCAUUUUAUAACUCUUAAGUUUAAUUUAUGAUCUGGGAUGUAUUUUGGGACAAUUUCAGUAGGUUUGUGAAUGUGUGUAUUUUCAAAUGGCGUGUUUUCCAGGAACGUAGGAUAAGGUGUGUUGCUUCUCUGAUCCCAGCUCUUCAGAAGGUAGAACACAAACAUGCCUCCUCUGAGAAAUGGAGGAGGAGGAGGAGGAGGAGGAGGAGGAGGGAGGAGGAGGUGGUCCCGGUGGCAAACAAACUGCUUGUCAGCUCAAAUGCCAGUUUUAUUUAUCCUCUGAUCAAGUGGAAACCAUUUGAAAUGUCAUUCCUUGUAAAAUGAUGGUGAAUUAACAAAUCAGUCUGCAGAAGGCCAGGACUGAGAAAGGGGUUUGUCAUGAUCCAGAAAUCCUGAAAAUGUCCAGGAAAGCAUUAUUUUCCCUAACAACCCCUAGUGACACUGAACAAUUUGGAUAUCUAAAUUGCAACACCUGGGGUAGGGGUUAAAUGACAAUUUAAACACUGAUUAAUAUUUAGGUUGUCAGAUUUUUUUCAUUCAUCUUGAUGGUUAUCUAUUAAUGCAUUUAUUUAUGGUUGAUCUUUAUGAGUUCUAUGUGUUCUAUUCCUUUGACUAAAACUUGAAUAAGAGAGUGUUGAAAUGUUUUACUUUUCCUUUUGACAGAGCGGAAACUCAACAUUGGAUGAAUCUACUAUUUUGUAUAACGGUCUGAAAUAGCACUGUAACAUAAUUUUCUUGAAUUGAAUGAGUUUGGCAUUUCAGAAUCUCAUCGGUCUUGUUUUGUUGUCUGUCCGAAGGUCAAGUUUAAAAAAAAUUGUUUGUGUCACACAUACUUGUAAUGUGUUUACAAUCAUAUUUCUGCAUUUGUGUCACCUCUCAGUAAUGCUAUCUGUUUGUUUCUAUGCAACACCAUUAUGUCACUGGGGUUCUACUAUGUCUAUGAUGUAAUGUUAUGGUCUGAAUGAAGAAAGUUCCAGUUUAAACUCUAGCAACAGUCUGAAUGCCAGUCUGUUUGUGCUUUCACGCCAACUCAAUGUCACCCAUUGAAAGUAAUGGAGUUGGCAAGAGACCAAACAAAUCUGGGACCAGGCUACAAUAAACAAUGUAAUGGCAUAUAGAUUCAGACAACACUACUUAACUUUUUGUGAAAUGUUACUUUCAACUAUUCCCCUCUUCUCUUUUGAGGGGAAUGCUAUUUUCUUCAGAGGAUGUCCUAUAAAAAGCCACAACCGAGACUACAGAAAAAAGGAAAGAGGAAACAAAGCUUGUGUGUCAGAGAAGACAACCCCAACCAUGACUUUUAGCCUCAAUGAAUAGUCUACUGUAUUUGUUAAAUGAUAUAUUAUGUGGGCUCGUAGUGCACUGUUUGAAUAACAUUAGCAUUUAGAACUGCUGUUCCUGCCCGUACUGUAUAUCAUUGAAAUGGUUUUAUUUCUCUAAUCUGUCACCUUGUAUAUCUUCGUUCAGUAUGUGCUCCAGGCAAGAGGGUCUGUUCUCUAUGCAUUGUACUGUAUAAUCAUCUGAGGUCCUUUAUCUGAAUGUUCAACGACUUGUCCAAAAGUAUAGAGAUAUUGGGAGGAAGAUGACAAGUAUUUUACAUAGUAAUUAUGCUUUUGAGGUGAACCACUCUCCCUUGUGGCCCUAAUAUACCAUUCCAUGAGGUAAAAUGUAUAUGAAUAUGUAAUUACUGUGAUGUAAAUAUGCAUCGGCACUGUAUACAUUAAUUAUGAGAGAUGAAGUAUAAUUCAUUUAGAAUUUGUGGAAUAGUCAAUCAAAUGAUCAAUGCAUCUACACAUGUACUGGUAUGGUAACAUUUCUCACAUGUACUGUGUGUAGAUACAUUGCCUCACUGUUGUCAACUCAGCUGUAAGCUCUCUGAUUUUCCAUCACCAUUACUAGGCUAUAUAAUGUGUUUCUAUAAUGGCCAUUGAACUACUACUGAAAGAAAAAUAAUUGAGUAUCAAGGCACAAGGCGAGACCCAGAUGCAGACACAGGAGGCAGAUGGUUGGAGUCUGACAAUGUUUACUAAUCCAAAGGGAGUAGGCAAGAGAAUGGUCGUGGACAGGCAAAAAGGUCAAAACCAGGAGGUACAGAGUGGCAGACAGGCUCGUGGUCAAGGCAGGCAGAAUGGUCAGGCAGGUGGGUACAGAGUCCAGAAACAGGCAAGGGUCAAAACCCGGGAAGAUUAGAAAAAGGAGAAUAGCAAAAAGUAGGCGACCGGGGAAACCGCUGGUUGACUUGGAACAUACAAGACGAACUGGCACAGAGAGACAGGAAACACAGGGAUAAAUACACUGGGGAAAACAAGUGACACCUGGAGGGGGUGGAGACAAUAACGAGGACAGAUGAAACAGAUCAGGGUGUGACAGUGUGCCAGGAAAACAUUUGGGAAACUGGGGGAAAUUGAGAAAUAUUGGAAACUAUAUCAGUGGGUUUUAGAGGUCUUUGUGCUUGAACUCCAUCCCUGAUCAUGUUGAAAACAGAAGGUUAAAUAACAAGGUGCAUGAUAAGACUGAUGCUCCAGUGUGUUAAAUGAAGCAGUCUCUCAUUUUCUCUGUGAACGAGCAAUAAUGUGGAGAUGGAGAGCUAGGAUGCGGUUUCCCACUGGCACACAGCAUGGUGUCAGUGUGAGCUUGACUUGUAAUGCUUCAGCUGAAAUCAGAUUGUCCUCCCCUUGAACCCUUAAAAUAAACCCUUAUCCCUCCCCAUA
Messenger RNA from Salmo salar (Atlantic salmon), 5835 nucleotides. RefSeq names its product serine/arginine repetitive matrix 4 (gene srrm4). Gene Ontology annotation, molecular function: mRNA binding. The record is from RefSeq and is a predicted model, not a curated record. Gene Ontology annotation, cellular component: nucleus. Gene Ontology annotation, biological process: regulation of RNA splicing; mRNA processing; neuron maturation. NCBI's taxonomy places the organism in Eukaryota, Metazoa, Chordata, Actinopteri, Salmoniformes, Salmonidae.